UGGCGGUCGCCGGAUAUUCCGUUGCCAGGGUAGCCGCGUCCUGGCGCUCGGCGGUUCCCGGGCCCGGGGGGGAGUUUGGCGCCUGGCAGAGCCCGGGGUGGGAGGCUGGCUGGCUGGCGGCGGACCAUGUUCGCGUUUGUCCGUUUCCUGGAUGAUAACGUGUGCUACGCGCUGCCUGCGGCCCGGGUCCGGGGCUUCCACCCCCGCUCACACACCGACUUCGAUAACCGCAAGGUGUACUCCGUGUACCGCCACUCCGAGGGGGAGCACCCCGCCAGCAACCGGCCUUCACAGCCCGCACAGAUACUGGCACUGGCAGAAAACAAAAGCGAUCUGGAAAACAGCGUAAUGCAGAAGAAAAUCAAAAUUCCCAAGCUGUGUUUGAAUUCCUCAAAUGAUUCGUGGGAGUUUAGAGCAUAUGAAGUUGAGGAGGAUUCCGAGCACAGACAUAUUAAAAAACCUGAAGGAAGAAAACAAGUGGAAGGAACUCACAAGAGUAUUGAAGCUGUUGUCGCAAAACUGGAAAAGCAGAAUGGUGUGGGCCAAAGUCACGAUACCAGUUGCAAAGUAAGCUUCCUGGACUCAUGCCAAGCCACAGGUCACAUGAACGGACUGGAUGAGGCAUUAGUUCCGAGAGCCUUGUACGAAGAGUUACUGAGGAGUUACCAGCAGCAGCAAGAGGAGAUGAGACACAUUCAACACGAACUGGAGAGGACUCGGAGGCAGCUGAUUCAACAGGCAAAAAAACUGAAAGACUAUGGAACGUUAGUCACCGAAGUCAAAGAACUCCGAGUCCUCAACAGGAGACUUCAGGAUGUCUUGCUUCUACGACUUGGCAGCGUCUCUCCCUGGAAUUACAGAUCAAAUGGAGUACACAACUCCUCUCCGAUGGGCAUAGGAGAGGAAAUUAAUGAUGUCAGAGGAACACACGAAGACCCAGCCAUGGACCUGGAAAGUGAAAAGCCUGAGUAUCAGGACCCUGAACCCGACAUACAAACAACAACAACUACAGAUGAAGCAAAUACAUCCUUUUUCUACCCCACACCAGCUCCUGUACAGGACAAAUAUAUACUAGAGAAUGGAAAGGUUCACUUAGGCAGUGGUGUGUGGAUAAAUGAAGAGAAGUGGCACCAACUCCAAGCAACACAGGGUGACUCAAAGUACACAAAGAACCUUGCGGUUAUGAUCUGGGGCACAGAGGUCCUGAAAAACAGAAGCGUCACCGGGGUGGCUACCAAAAAGAAGAAGGAUGCAGUUCCUAAACCCCCUCUCUCACCUCAAAAACUGAGUGUUGUCAGAGAAUGUAUGUAUGACCGAAUAGCACAAGAGACAAUGGAUGAAAAUGAAAUUGCCCAGAGGCUGUCCAAAGUCAACAAAUAUAUCUGUGAAAAAAUAAUGGACAUCAAUAAAUCGUGCAAAAACGAAGAGAGACGAGAAGCAAAGCAUAGUGUGCAAUAAACUCUGGUGAUUUUCUACGGUCGGGGUGUGUUUUUCCUCAUCGUGACAAUGACAAAACAAAAACAAUAUGUGCAGAGCCAUAACCAAAAUAAUCGGUUUAAUGCCUUUUUCAGCACUGGAUCUGUACAGCUAGCGGUCUGCAUAUUGACAGUUUGCGAGUAUUUGUCACAUAUUACUGACUAGGAAACUUUACGUACAUGCGACUCCAUUCUCAAAAUAUCUUCCUCAGCUGUUUUGUACAUUUUAUUCAGUAUGUGAUGUUUCUCUUUUUGUUUUUUGGCUAAAUUAAUAUAUUAGAAAUUAUGCCAAAAUGUUACAUUUUGCCUUGUGGCAUCUGGCCUGCAAAUAGUGAUGUACUGUGACUUUUCUUCUUCAAAAGCCAUGGAAUAUUCACGGUUCUAUUUUGUAGAGGUUUGUACGUCUAGAGAUGGGAAAAAAGAUAACAAAUUAUCGCAAUCCCGCUAGAGGUACACGGUCAUCAGAAAUGAUCUAUACACCAUAGUAUAACACUUUGCAGACUAUCUAUACCUUGCUCAUACUUUGAAAUUUUUUUUUUUAUUAUUUUUUUUUUUUUUUUUUUACUGAACUAAAAAUAUCUGUUUAACCCCCUGUUUUCCUUGGCACUGUGGACACACAGCAUUUCUAAAAAUUCCAAUGUACCUAAAUGGAUCUAAAUAGUUUAAAAUAAUGUUUAUUUCCAAGAUGGCCACCUUCAUGCUGAUGAAUAGUCAAAUAAUGUGUCAAAAGUGAUAAUCAAAGUGGUAGUACACCUUACAUGAAAUUAAUUAUUUGCUUAAGCAUUUUGAUUUAUGUUUUAAAAAUGCCAGUGACGGUGACAUGUUAAUACAUCCUUUCCACCUGCUGCUAAUUUGUUUUCAUGGCAUAUUUCUCUUUUAUAUGUGUCAAAUUUUCUGAUAUAUUGAAGGGUGCUUUGUUUGUUCAUACCUCGUCUUCUGGUGUAUUCAAUGUAAAGCACUUUGUAGUGAAUUGUGGUGUAUGAAUGUCAAUUAAAUGCGGUAAUAUAGUUCGCAAUAGCCCCUCUGGCGGGGGGGGGCGGGGGAUUAACUUAUUUCAAGAAUUUUAUAAUUUUGUUUAACU
Messenger RNA from Pelobates fuscus (common spadefoot toad), 2556 nucleotides. It is a transcript of the gene BEND5, whose product is annotated as BEN domain containing 5. Bases 127 to 1458 code for a protein of 443 amino acids. Gene Ontology annotation, biological process: negative regulation of DNA-templated transcription. The transcript has 7 exons. Gene Ontology annotation, molecular function: DNA binding. Lineage: Eukaryota; Metazoa; Chordata; Amphibia; Anura; Pelobatidae. The record is from RefSeq and is a predicted model, not a curated record.